Messenger RNA from Aspergillus welwitschiae, 1472 nucleotides. RefSeq lists its product as uncharacterized. Lineage: Eukaryota; Fungi; Ascomycota; Eurotiomycetes; Eurotiales; Aspergillaceae. The coding region runs from base 501 to 1019 and encodes 172 amino acids. The transcript has 2 exons. The record is from RefSeq and is a predicted model, not a curated record.
CUCAAACCGCCCAGGGGCACCAGGCCGUAAAUUGGACCAAACAGCAUUCCGCAUUCACACCCCCUGUUGGUCCGUGCUGAAGCCACUAGUCCUGGCAAUGUCUUAUCCCCUUUUGAGGGCGAGAACAGGUUCCCAGCGCUUCAGGACGCGACCCUCACGUCCCCUUUUUUAUCUUUCCCCUCCCCGUCUCUUCCCCUACGGCUCUGCCGUUCCCCGGAACUUGCAUAUCAAGUCCCAUCAAAAUGGAGUCAUCCCAGGUCCUCUCUCUUUCCAGACGCGCAGUCGCCAUUGCGAUGCCUCUGUGGGCACGCGACGACUCGGAUUCCUCGUCUGGCGAGAAGCCCGUCAGCAAUUUCCUCAAGAGCGGUGUGCCGGGCAUCAUCGUUGGCAUAUUCUUCCUCAUCGCAGUUUCUGUAUGCUGCUAUUUCCUCUAUCGCAACAAAAAGCGAGAUGCUAAAGAAGCCGCGGCGGUACGAGACUGGAAUGAUGCAUGACCACGGAUGAUCUGCAGCAUCAUUGGCACACCAAUCUCGACGUUGUGCUACCAGGGCUGGACCUAUCCUUCCUCCCUCUCUCUCUCUUCCUCUCCUUCUGCUCUAUUACUCUUUUUAUUCUCCUCCCACCCUGACCUUCAGCUCUUUCUCUCUUACUCCGUUACCUACUAUCAGCCUUUGUUCAAUUUCUCUUUUCUAUCCGGUCUUUGGAGUUUAAGCGGGUUCGGUUCGUCUUAUACCUCUAUUAUCGUCCUCGACAAAAUUUCCUUGUCUGUUGGCAGAGCAUCUCUCUCGACUGGUCCGCCAUCCUACGUUUCGCAUGGCACGUCGCAUUUGAAAUCCACUGAACGCAUCAACGAACAUGUACUAUCAGUCCUACGUCUCUGCCCUUUUGAUGUCUUGGCGCGUGGCCUGCCCAAUUUGCCAUGUAUUACUAUCCAAUUGAGGCUGGCACCCCUUGGCCGAUACCUGACUUGGGAUGGCCGAGCGACAAGCACUCACCAGUUACUUUCAGACCCUCUGUAGAUCGUUCUGCACUGAAUAGUGCAUAUGUUGUACAGUAUGCAUUGCAUGGUUGUUCUAGAAACAACGACAAACAAAGUUUUUCCAACGGUUCUCAAAAUAGCUUUUCUCCUGCCCGUUUGGGCUAGCAGAGUUUGUUUAGUUCUUCUGUUUCGGGCAAGUCCAGUAUGUGGAACCAGACCCACGUGAGAACCAGAUUCGGAGACUCCCUCACUGAGAUCCUCACAUUCCAUACUCUGGAAAUAGAUAAUUUUGCUCUUACAACGGUCAAACUGCGUGUGGCAGGGUCUCCUGAACAGGAUUAAUCAGGACAAGGUCAAAAAUAAUAUAUUUUUCUGGCGCAACUAUUUCUACUUUGAUGCGCAAGUAUAAGCUCUGAAUUCAAAGACAUCUGCGAUGGAGAAGAAAAUUCUACUCUAGUUACCAAAUAUAACAUCCAAAACAUCACCUAUAGCU